Messenger RNA from Kazachstania africana CBS 2517, 2388 nucleotides. RefSeq names its product CCR4-NOT core exoribonuclease subunit CCR4 (gene CCR4). Gene Ontology annotation, cellular component: cytoplasm; CCR4-NOT complex; nucleus. Bases 1 to 2388 code for a protein of 795 amino acids. The record is from RefSeq and is a predicted model, not a curated record. The transcript has a single exon. Gene Ontology annotation, molecular function: poly(A)-specific ribonuclease activity; protein binding. Gene Ontology annotation, biological process: nuclear-transcribed mRNA poly(A) tail shortening. Lineage: Eukaryota; Fungi; Ascomycota; Saccharomycetes; Saccharomycetales; Saccharomycetaceae.
AUGAAUGAGCCUUCACUAAUGGGUUAUCCUAACCCAAAUAUUGGUGCCGUUCAACAGAGCCAACAGAAUAAUAUACAUGGUUCAGGAACGCCCAUUCAACAGCUGCAUCUGAAUCCGAUGAUGAAUUCACAACAGAUGCCUCCUCCAGGUUUGGUCACUGGCAAUGACGCCAAUCUCGUUAGCAAUUCUCGUCAGUUGCUAGAUCAGCUAUCAGGUACUUCUAAUGCUGCUGCAGCUGCUACUAAUAACAACAACAAUAAUAAUGCUAAUAAUGCUAAUGCUCCAUUGAACCCGAAUUCCAUGACCCCAGGCGGAGUAAUCAUGAACGUCAAUGCAAAUAAUCCACUAGUUCAUCCACAUCUUGAAGACCCCUCAUUAGUUAAUCACCCAAUUUGGAAACUACAAUUACAAUUAGCAUCCGUUUCUGCACGUUCAUUAGGUCAACCAAAUGUUUAUGCAAGACAAAAUGCAAUGAAAAAAUAUUUAGCAAAUCAAAAUCAACAAGGUCCACAACAAAUGACUGACGCUUCCAUGUCAUUGGUGGACCGAACAAAACAAUUAUUAGUAGAAAUGGCCGUCGAUACCACUAGUGAAAAAGUUGCUGCUGCCAAUAAUAAUAAUGGAAGUAGUACACCUAAUUUCGUGGCUCAGGAUAUAAAUAAUGCAAAUAAUUCAAUGUUAUCAAAUUCUACAGCACCAACUACUGCUAAUCUAAGUGGAAUUUCCACUCCUAGUACGCCACAAACUGAAUUACACAACAUGAGAGAGGCCCUUUCAGGUACACCUGCGGCUCUUUUACAACACAAAAAAUUAUCACAAUACAAUAUUGAUGAGGAUGAUGAAGUCAAUUUGAAUGAUAUUAAGGACGCUACAAAAGACGCGCAAUUAUGGCAUGCCAUAGAUUUUUCAAAUUUACAAGUCAUCAAUAUCAAUGAAAAUCUUUUUAAAUACACUUUUUUGACAAGACUAUAUCUAAAUGGUAAUGGAUUAUCGCAUUUGCCAGCAGAUAUCAAAAAAUUAACAAAUUUAAGGGUAUUAGAUUUAUCGCACAAUAGAUUAACUUCAUUACCAGUUGAAUUGGGUUCUUGUUAUCAACUGAAAUAUUUAUAUUUUUUUGAUAAUUUAAUCCAAACAUUACCAUGGGAACUAGGUAAUCUCUGUAAUUUACAAUUUUUAGGUUGUGAAGGAAAUCCGUUAGAUAAACAAUUAUUAAAAAUUUUGAUGGAAAAAUCAAUGACUGGAUUAAUUUUCUACUUAAGAGACAAUAGACCUGAGGUCCCAUUACCAGCAGAUCGUAAAUUCAUUGAAAUCAAUACUGAUGGUGAACCAACGAGGGAAUUUGACUCAUUAGAAUCAGCUAAUACUGCAGUAGAAGCUGGCCUUUUGAAAAAAAGUUUUACCAUAUUAUCUUACAAUACUUUAUGUCAGCACUAUGCUACACCAAAAAUGUAUCGUUACACACCAUCAUGGGCAUUAAGGUGGGAUUAUAGACGUGAGAAAUUAAAAGAACAAAUUUUGUCCUAUGGUUGUGAUAUACUAUGUUUACAAGAAGUGGAAUCCAAAACGUAUGAAGAUUUCUGGGCUCCUCUCUUAGAGAAAAACGGUUAUACAGGAUACUUCCAUUGUAAGACAAGAGCUAAAACCAUGCAAGCUAAGGACUCUAAAAAAGUCGAUGGUUGUUGCGUCUUUUAUAAGAAAUCAAAAUUCAAAUUAAUUACAAAAGAAGCUCUUGACUUCAGCGGUGCUUGGCAAAAGCAUAAAAGAUUUCAACGUACAGAAGAUUAUUUGAACCGUGCAAUGAAUAAAGAUAACGUAGCAAUAUAUAUGAAAUUACAGCACGUACAAAGCGGUGAAUAUCUAUGGGUGGUAACAACACAUUUACAUUGGGAUCCAAAAUUCAAUGAUGUGAAAACUUUCCAAGUUGGUGUCUUAUUAGAUCAUAUGGAAUCUAUAAUAAAAGAAGAAAAUCCAAAACAAGAUGUUAAAAAAUUCCCAAUUAUAAUAACUGGUGAUUUCAAUUCAUAUUUAACUUCCGCCGUGUAUGAAUUAUUCAGUACCGGUAACGUUAAAGACCAUCCAGAUGAUGAAAUCAGAGAUUUUGGUUUCAUGUCACAGAAGAAUUUCAGCCAUCAUUUGGCCCUAGGAUCAAGUUAUGGCUGUAUUGGGGAAUUACCAUUCACUAAUUUUACUCCUUCAUUCACUAACGUCAUUGACUAUAUAUGGUACUCAACACACGUCUUACGUGUGAGAGGACUAUUAGGACCAAUCGAUGAAGAUUACGUUUCUAAAUUCAUUGGUUUCCCAAAUGAUAAAUUUCCAAGUGAUCAUUUACCAUUAAUUGCCAGAAUAGAAUUUACGAAAAAUAACACUGGUAGCAGGAAAGUAUGA